Molecule: messenger RNA, 1914 nt
Organism: Penicillium longicatenatum
Lineage: Eukaryota; Fungi; Ascomycota; Eurotiomycetes; Eurotiales; Aspergillaceae
Product: bifunctional aminopeptidase/epoxide hydrolase
Exons: 9
Coding region: 1-1914 (637 amino acids)
Biological process (GO): proteolysis
Cellular component (GO): cytosol
Molecular function (GO): zinc ion binding; aminopeptidase activity; epoxide hydrolase activity
Source: RefSeq, a predicted model, not a curated record
AUGAAUCCCUCCCCGCUCGGACGUCUCUUCUCGCGCACUUUCUCUCCUUUCUUCGUCUCUGUGCGAAGACUGACCAUGGCGUCCAAUCCGCGGGAUCCGAACACCCUUAGCAACUACAAUAACUGGCGUUCCACUCACAUCACCGCCAAUUUCGAUAUCUUGUUUGAUCAGAAGAAGCUGGUUGGCAAUGUCGUCCACAAAUUUACGUCCAUUACCGAUGCUGUGUCGCGGGAAAUCAUCCUAGACACCAGCCAUCUGGACAUUGGCUCCGUCAAGGUUGAUGGCCAACCUUCCAAGUGGGAGCUUCUUCCCACGCUGGAUCCCUUCGGCACCCCACUUAAGAUUAGUCUUGAGCAAGGUGUCAAGCUGAAUGAAAUUGUUGAGGUGGAUAUUGCGGUGAAAACCACCGAGAAGUGUACUGCACUUCAGUGGCUGACCCCCGCCCAAACCUCCAACAAGAAACAUCCAUAUAUGUUUUCGCAAUGUCAGGCCAUCCACGCCCGGUCCAUUUUCCCCUGCCAGGACACACCAGAUGUCAAGAGCACCUUGGAUUUUAACAUCACCUCGCCUUUGCCCGUCAUGACGAGUGGUCUUCUCACUCAGUCGGAUGAGACCUCGCAGUCGGGUCACAAGCUCUACCGAUUCCACCAGUCGGUGCCGAUCCCCAGCUAUCUGUUCGCGAUUGCCAGCGGAGAUGUUUCGCAGGCUUCGAUCGGUCCUCGAAGCGUGGUAGCUACCAGCCCGGACAAGCUGGAGGAAUGCAAGUGGGAACUGGAAGCCGACACAGAGAGCUUCAUCAAAACCAUCGAGAAAAUCGUGUCCCCCUACGCUUGGGGCCAGUAUAACGUUUUGAUUCUGCCUCCCAGCUUCCCGUAUGGUGGCAUGGAGAACCCGAUCUUUACCUUUGCGACCCCCAGUAUCAUCUCAAAGGAUCGUGAGAAUAUCGAUGUCAUUGCACACGAGCUCGCUCACAGCUGGAGUGGCAACCUGGUGACUAACGCUUCGUGGGAGCAUUUCUGGCUGAAUGAGGGCUGGACCGUGUAUUUGGAACGACGGAUUUUGGCAGCAAUCCAUGGCGAGGCGUACCGUCAUUUCUCGGCCAUCAUUGGCUGGAAGGCGCUUACCGAUUCCGUGGAGCACUUUGGUCAUGACCACGAAUUUACCAAGCUAAUCACUGAUCUCAAGGGCAAGGACCCCGAUGAUGCCUUCUCGAGUAUCCCUUAUGAGAAAGGUUUCAACUUCUUGUUCUACCUUGAGAACCUUGUGGGCAAGCCGAAGUUUGACAAGUUCAUUCCUUAUUACUUCACCACUUUCCAGCGCAAGUCUCUUGACUCAUAUGAAUUCAAGGCAAGCAUUCUGAGCUUCUUCGAGUCGGAUGCCGAGGCAUCUAAGCUGCUGAACGAACUGGACUGGGAUAAGUGGUUCUAUUCCCCUGGAAUGCCCCCCAAGCCGGAAUUUGAUACAUCCUUGGUGGACGUGGUCUAUGCGCUGGCUAAGAAAUGGGAGACUCUCCCUAGCUCGUCGUUCAAGCCGCAGGUGAGCGACCUUGAGGGUCUGACAGCUAACCAGAUUGUCGUUUUCUUGGAACAGAUUCUCCGCUGGGAGCAGCCUCUCCGCCCAGAACUUUCCAAGUUAAUGGGUGAGGUCUACGGGCUGUCCAAAAGCGAGAACAUUGAGGUUUCCAACCUGUAUUUCCAAGUUGGUAUGAAGGCCGGCGAUGAGAGCGUCAUUGAGCCAACUACUGAGCUACUAGGCCGGAUUGGAAGAAUGAAGUUUGUGCGACCUCUGUAUCGUAACCUCCAGAAGAUCAACCGACCAGUUGCCCUUGCAACCUUUGAGAAGUACAAGGACUUCUACCACCCCAUCUGCCGUGGUAUGGUCGAGAAAGACUUGUUCGGCAAGAAGGAAAACUAG